Messenger RNA from Mytilus californianus (California mussel), 1151 nucleotides. RefSeq names its product putative nuclease HARBI1. The coding region runs from base 128 to 1036 and encodes 302 amino acids. Lineage: Eukaryota; Metazoa; Mollusca; Bivalvia; Mytilida; Mytilidae. The record is from RefSeq and is a predicted model, not a curated record. The transcript has a single exon.
AGCUUAUGUGUACAUGAGGAGAAGGCACCAGAAUAUUCGUAGAAAUAGACUGCUUAGAGACUACGACAACCCUUUGGACUAUUUAGAUGACUUUGAUAUCAUACGUAGGUACUGAUUGUCGCGUCCAAUGAUUCUUGAUUUGUGCAGAAGAUUUGAUAAUGAAUUACACAGACCAACAAUGAGGUCCCGUGCAUUGCCUGUUUCUUUGCAGAUAAUGGCAGCACUUCAAUUUUUUGCCACAGGGAGUUUUCAGCUUGUAAAUGCUGAUGUGCAUUACAUAUCUCGAUCCAGUGUUUCAAGAUGUGUACGAGAUGUAACGCAGUGUUUGGUCAAUGUAUGCAAUCAACACAUUAUUAUGCCUACAGAUGCAGCUAGUUUAGAAAUUAUAAAGCGUGAUUUCUAUGAAAUUGCAGACUUUCCUAAUGUAGUAGAUGCCGUUGAUGGAACUCAUGUACGGAUCAAAUCUCCAUCAGUAGUUGAGCAUAUUUUUGUAAAUCGCAAAAAUUUCCAUUCAAUUAAUGUACAAGGAGUUUGUGACUCUAAUUUGAAAUUUCUGAACAUAGUCUCACAGUGGCCAGGAGCAACCCACGAUGCUUUCAUUUGGUCUAAUUCAACUGUGUAUGAAUUAUUCGAGAAUCGAACAAUAUCAGACGGAUGGCUAUUUGGGGAUACCGGAUACCCUGUUAGACCUUGGUUAUUGACACCCGUUUUGAACCCCACUACCAGAAAGCAACAAAGUUACAACGGGGCACACAUGAGAACAAGAAAUGUUGUCGAACGAGGUUUUGGUGUGUUAAAAGCACGUUUCCGCUGUAUAGAUACUAGUGCUGGAACUUUGUUGUAUUCCGCUUUAAUGUGUUGUCGCAUUGUUGUUGCUGUUGCUGUCCUACACAAUUUGUGUAUAGAUAACAGAAUACCUUUACCACCAGACAGAAAUGAUUUUCCUGACCAUGGACACAUGGCCGGACCAGCCUAUAAUGGACCUUUGAACGACGGGGCAAUUGUUCGUGAAAGACUGAUAAAUGGAAGGUUUUGACUGAAUUAAUAAUAAAGUCGUAUGAUUUAAAUAAUGAAUUCUAUGUAGUUUGUCUGUAUUGAUUGAUUGAUUAUUAAUGAAGUAUGUAGAGUUGCACCGGAAAUUGAGCUUUGAA